Scedosporium apiospermum is the source of this 1302-nucleotide messenger RNA. RefSeq names its product Homogentisate 1,2-dioxygenase. NCBI's taxonomy places the organism in Eukaryota, Fungi, Ascomycota, Sordariomycetes, Microascales, Microascaceae. Gene Ontology annotation, cellular component: cytoplasm. The coding region runs from base 1 to 1302 and encodes 433 amino acids. The record is from RefSeq and is a predicted model, not a curated record. Gene Ontology annotation, molecular function: homogentisate 1,2-dioxygenase activity. Gene Ontology annotation, biological process: L-phenylalanine catabolic process. The transcript is spliced from 4 exons.
AUGCCAGCGACACACUUCAAAACGCCAGAAAGGUACAAGUACCUCAACGGUUUUGGCUCAUUCCAUGAAUCCGAAGCCCUGGAGGGUGCCUUGCCUAUCGGAGCCAACUCACCCCAGAAGCCACCAUACGGCCUCUACGCUGAAAAGCUCUCGGGAACUGCAUUCACGGCCCCUCGACAUGAGAACCUUCAAACUUGGCUUUAUCGUAUUCUCCCUUCGGCCGCUCAUGAACCCUUCCGAACCUACCCUGAUAACGCCAGUGUCCACUUAAUAACGCAACUCGAUUAUGUUCCAAACCAAUUCCGAUGGGACCCUUUCGACAUGGACCCGGAAGCAGACUGGAUCCAUGGCCUCAAGCAUUUAGCUGGAGCUGGUGACAUGACUAUGAAGACUGGGCUUGGCAUAUACGUCUUCGCUGCCGGACGUGAUAUGGAUCGGGGCACAGCUAUGUAUUCCUCUGACGGUGAUAUGCUUAUUGUAGCUCAACAUGGAACUCUGGACAUACAGACGGAGCUAGAAGGGCCGGUUAGAGGCUACAUUUUGGAGUUGUAUCAAGGCCAUUUCAUCCUACCAGAGCUUGGCCCAAUCGGCUCUAACUGCCUAGCGAACGCGAGGGACUUCCAAAUACCCCUAGCGCGGUUCGACGAAGAUACAUCAUCCACCUGGUCAGUUGUCAACAAAUACAAUGGAAAGCUCUAUGUUGCUGAGCAGAAUCAUACCCCUUUCGACGUCGUUGCGUGGCACGGCAGAGAGAUCCUGAAUGACAAUGCGUCCCUAGCUAAUGAUCUUGAAGAUUAUCCAUUCAAAUAUGAUCUCGGCCGAUUCUCCGUUAUCGGGAGCGUCUCCUUCGAUCAUCCAGAUCCUUCCAUCUACACAGUGUUGACAGCGCCUUCAGAUCACCCAGGCACAGCAAUCGCCGACUUCGUCAUCUUUCCUCCAAGAUGGCUGGUGCAAGAGGAGACCUUCCGGCCGCCCUGGUACCACCGCAACACAAUGUCUGAAUUCAUGGGACUGAUCUCUGGGGAGUAUGAUGCUAAGGCAGGGGGAGGGUUCCAGGCUGGCGGGGCAAGCCUGCAUAAUGUCAUGGCAGCGCAUGGUCCUGAUGCCAGCACUUUCGAGAAGGCAAGCGCGGCGGAGCUGAAGCCUCAGAAGAUUGGCGUUGGAAGUAUGGCUUUCAUGUUUGAGAGUAGCUUGAUGCUAGGCGUCACCGAAUGGGGGAAAAAAACUUGCCUCAAAGUACAAGCCAGCUACAACCACGAUAGUUGGGCAGCGUUACAGCCCCGCUUCAAGAGACCAGAAUAA